AUUUCUUGCGCACCACCCAUCUAGCGCACGCCAUCCAUCUAGAAAAAUCCUAUAACUAGGAAAACAAGAUCAAUAAAAAGAUGCGUUGUCAUUCUCGCGUCGUUUGCACCGCUGCCUCGAUUCCUGCUGUUCCUAGUCCUAUGAUGGCUGUCUCUACCCGAAGAUUGCGUACUCCUAGUAACGCUGCGAAGAUGCUUACUUCAUCUCGAGUGCGCUACUUUACCACUGGUGGCGCAUCGUCUUCCUCUUCACAUUAUGGACGCGACUUCUUUAUAGUAUAAUAUGCAUUCAUAGUACAACUUGAAGAGAGACGCAGGAUCAGGAAAGCACUACCUCCUUGUUGCUACUUAGUUCUACAAUUUGAAACUCAAUUGGAUUUUUUUGAUCUAGUAGAACUAGUUGUUCCGUCUUCCAUUUCUUCUAAGACCGUCAGCGUCAUCCAUUGGAACGUCCUACGAAGACUUCGAUUCUGUACCUGACGGAUGACCUUGCAGCAGCCAAGUUUUUGCGACAUGUGAAUCGAGUCGAUUCGCUCGUUGGCAUAGAUUUAGUUAUGGACGACUUAUUACGGUUGCUUUUAGAACAAGGACACCUUUUUUUUCAUUUUUUUCAUUUUUUUUUCAUUCGAAGGAAGAAUGAUUCCAGAAAGACACGGAUGAAAUAGACUCUACUUGGAGCAGGCAGCAUGACCUUGAGCCACCAUAGAGGAGGCAGCAGGACCUUCAGCCAUCUCCUGCUCAACAGAAACACUCCGCGAUCAACACAAUCAACAGAAUCUGCCCUCCUCUCUAAGUCCAAAGGCUCCCUAGGGCGUUUUGGUCGCCCAAAUGUGAUGCAGGUGUACUCACCAGUACUACAUCAAUUAAGGCUACCUCCGUUGCAGCAUCCUCAGCAUCAUCGAUCCCUGGGUAUUUUUCUACUUACUUGAAAAUGGCGCCAAGCAGGAUGCUCUGCGACAGCGGUAGAUCUAAAUCAAGCAGCGAUCCUAGACCUGAGAACAAUACUUGCCGAGGAAAGUCGUGGGAGAGGGAGAAGUCAAGCAGAGGAUGAUGAUUCUUCACCAGAUGAGGAUGAAAGUGAAGAACGACCUCCAACAGCAGAGGAUGUUGACGAAGUAGAAUUAGAAAGGAGUGAAGAUUACACAACAACAACAUCAGCCUCCAUUAUGGAUGUAGUAGGGUAUUCAUCUCCAAAGUCAUCUGGAAGACGAGAAAGACAAGAGGAAAAAGGGACCCAGAUGAUCCCUGCGAUGAAUUCCCGAUGCCUCUAACUCUACGAGAGAAGAUCAAGAAGAAACUCAAAAAACUCAAGUAGACGACCUUGAGACUCUUCCCGCUGUUCGGGAGUUGUUGGAAAAUGCUGAAGUUCAGAAGGUAUUCCAUGACUGUCGCGAAGAUGUCAGUUUACUGCAGGAACUCUUUCACUCCUCGUCAAGUACCAGUGCAUCCUCGUCCUCCUUUGACUUUGAUCGAGCACCCUCCUUUGACUCUGGUCAAGCUCUCCCGUUGAAACUGGCCAACGUGUUUGACACCCAAGUUGCGCAUUUAGCCUGGUUGGAGCGCCGCGGAAACGAAAAGUACCUCGCCUCACUGUCGGAAUUGUUGCGGUUAAGGACGGAUCUCCUGUUCAUACUCUUACUUAUUCACUUACACGACCUUUUACUUAAUCCAAAAUGAACCCACGUGCUCAACAUCGAUCUGCAACAUCGAUCUGCUGCAUCUACGACCUCUAAUAGCAAUAUUCGUACCCUUCCUGUACAAAGCUCGUCGCUGGGAUCUUAUUGAAAAGCUCGGGGCUCGGCUACACGGAAGUUUCACUCGCGGCAACUGGGAGUUGUGGAUGGACCAAAACGACACCAAAGAUGAUCAAGAUGACUUAGAGGAAGACGGUGGUGAUGGUGAUGAUUCGACAUCUGCUUCUGCUUCAAGCAACGAUGCAUCGUCGACAUCAAGAUCUUCAAGUAGAACUAGAAGUGCUGUCCCCACACUCACAUCCACUUUAUGGGAGCAUCGUCCACUUUCACGGCAGGCACUGCAGUAUGCCGUAGAGGGCUGUCUAGUUCUACCUAAACUGGCGGCUGAGCUCAGAGGAGCAUUGCGAGAUCCUAGUGGAGCAUGGGUUGCGGAGCGAACAAAGAAGCGGUAUUUAGCCUACGCUGAGUUGAACCGCGACAAAAUAUUCUGCGAGGAUCCUGGACGCUUAGUCGAUCGAAGAGGUCGUCGGAUUUUGGACGAAGAGGAAGACAUUUUUUCUUCCGGUAUUCCAGCAAGAACUAGUAAUGAGGAUAGUCCUCGUAAAAAGAAUAAACUGAGAAAUCGAGAUGACACGGUUUUCGUUGAUGGAUUCGUUUGUAACCGGACUGGUGAAGGGGCAACUCAGUUUGCCUGCAAUGGGCUCCGGGCAAUCGCUCAUGAAGGGUUUGAAGAGGCGAAAGUUGGAGACACCUAUUGUAAUCUUCGUGUCAUUGGUCGUAACCGUCGUGGUUUGUUUGUAGCGGAGUGUCAGGGAACAGAAAGAGAAAAUUUAGGCCGAAAGUCGCGCGCGGCUUGGGGAGCGGGGAGUUAGGGAUAUCAUACCCAGGCAGGAGGGGGCGACCGAAGAUCAUGUUUGUGUUUCUAGAGCGCUUCAUGAAUGCAUUUAAUGAAGUAAUGUACCUAAAAAACCUGCUCCAUCAUCUCGCAGAUUCAAUGGGUAAUGAGUACUAAUCGUUAAUGUUAUGUCACAUCUAAUGACUAACACUAAAUUAGUCUGACUAAUAUUACAUCUUUAUUUCUAUUAAUGUAACGUGAUGGGAAGCAAGAGCAGAGCGCAUCUGAUCCAUCUACUUCAAUGCGGCCUUGACGACGACAUGACGCCAACAAAAAAGAGGCUCUUUGACCUUGCUUUUGUACAGUGAUGUCUUUCAAAUGAAUUCGACAGCUCGGUCACGAAGUAGCCGUGCUGUGGAGAACAAAACUACAACACA
Molecule: messenger RNA, 2965 nt
Organism: Amoebophrya sp. A25
Lineage: Eukaryota; Dinophyceae; Syndiniales; Amoebophryaceae
Source: the annotation of a GenBank genome assembly